Messenger RNA from Salvia splendens (bonfire salvia), 3268 nucleotides. RefSeq lists its product as uncharacterized. The coding region runs from base 271 to 3129 and encodes 952 amino acids. The transcript has 19 exons. NCBI's taxonomy places the organism in Eukaryota, Viridiplantae, Streptophyta, Magnoliopsida, Lamiales, Lamiaceae. The record is from RefSeq and is a predicted model, not a curated record. Gene Ontology annotation, cellular component: Golgi apparatus; endoplasmic reticulum.
CAAGGAAAAAGAGGAAGCAAAGAGGAAAACGACGAUUUGGAAAGCCGUUACGCCAUGGAUGACAUCAACAAAAAUCACUAACACAUAGGGACCGGUACACUACUACCGACCAAAUACGUCGACCAUAAGCAAAGUCCAAAUUCCAGAAUUUCCCUUCUUCUACCGCCGCCCUCAACCACCACCGAUCAUUUCCAGGAGAGUUGGAUUUUUCUCGCCGCCUCAUUUUCCAGUAUCUGUUAGGUACACAGCUGGGAAAAGAUCUGCUUCCAAAUGGGAUGGGGAAGCAUCUACAAGAGACGUGUGAAAGUUUUCACUCUAUCUGUUGUAAUCUACCUGGAUUAUAAGGCCCUGCAAGUGAGAGAGAAAUGGACAAAGAGUUCAAAGAGGGAUGAGCUUUGGGAGAAGGCUCAUGAAUGUAAUGCCAAGCGUGUUCUUAAAUUGAUAGUUGAGCUGGAAGGCUUAUGGGUGAAACUAGGACAGUACCUAUCUACACGAGCUGAUGUACUUCCCCCAGCCUAUAUAAACCAUCUAAAGCAGCUGCAGGACUCUCUCCCCCCUCGCAAGCUAGAAGAGGUUUGCCUGAUUAUCAACCAGGAGCUAGGGAAAUCGAUCGACGAUCUCUUUUUGAAUUUUGAUAAUAUACCACUCGCUACAGCAUCUAUAGCUCAAGUUCACAGAGCAACUCUGCGUGAUGGACAAGACGUAGUUGUUAAAGUUCAACAUGAGGGUAUAAAAGAAAUCAUAUUGGAGGAUCUCAAAAAUGCUAAGUCAAUAGUUGAUUGGAUUGCCUGGGCAGAACCACAAUAUGACUUCAAUCCCAUGAUAGAUGAAUGGUGCAAAGAAGCACCCAAAGAACUUAACUUCAACAUUGAGGCUGAUAACACUCGGGAAGUUUCUAGGAAUCUUGGCUGCAAAAGUAAUUUUGAUGAUAACGUCAUAAACCGUGUGGAAGUCUUAAUUCCAAAUAUUAUUAUGUCAACUGAGAAAGUCCUAAUCUUAGAGUAUAUGGAUGGAGUACGUCUAAACGACUCAGUUUCUCUGCAAGAAAUGGGUGUUGACAAACAAAAACUGGUUGAGGAAAUUAGUCGUGCAUAUGCACAUCAAAUAUAUAUUGAUGGAUUCUUCAAUGGUGACCCUCACCCUGGAAACUUCCUUGUGAGCAAGGCUCCUCCACAUCGACCAAUAUUGCUAGACUUUGGGCUUACGAAGAGGCUAUCAUCUCCUUUGAAACAAGCUUUAGCAAAAAUGUUUCUAGCAUCUGCUGAGGGUGAUCAUGUGGCUCUUUUAUCUUCCUUCACGGAAAUGGGACUUAAGUUGCGGUUGGAUGUACCCGAGCAAGUUAUGGAAAUAGCAAAUGUCUUCUUCCGCACUUCAACCCCAGCAGCUGAAGCCGCAAAAACAAUGAAAGCUUUAGCUCAGCAAAGAGAUAAAAAUAUGAAGGUCCUUCAAGAGAAAAUGAAGCUCAAUGAGAAACAAGUCAAACGAUUCAAUCCUGUUGAUGCUUUUCCAGGGGAUAUCAUUAUAUUCAGCAGAGUGAUUAAUCUUCUAAGAGGUCUUUCGUCAUCAAUGGGUCUUCGUGUUAAUUACGUGGAUAUUAUGAGACCAUUUGCAGAAUCUGUUUUACAAGGCAAUGUGAACAAAGGGCCAGCAGCUAAUCCAAACUGGAUGCACGACACUCCUAUCCUUUCUAAUGUUGAAAACAAGCUUCGGAAGCUCUUAAUUGAGCUUGGCAAUGCUGAUAAAGUACUUGGAAUACAGGUGUGUGCCUAUAAAGAUGGAGAAGUAAUCAUUGACACUGCUGCUGGGGUCCUUGGAAGAUAUGAUCCUAGACCAGUUCAGCCUGACAGUUUAUUCCCUGUUUUCUCUGUAUCUAAAGGAAUCACAGCAGGAAUGGUUCAUUGGCUUGUUGAUAAACGGAAGCUGAACCUUUCGGACAAAGUUGAAAAUAUAUGGCCCGAAUUUGGAUCAGAUGGAAAAGACAAGAUAAAGGUUCAUCACGUGCUUAAUCACACAGCUGGUUUGCAAAAUGCCAUGGGCAGUGUAGCACGCGAAAACCCUCUACUUCUGACUGAUUGGGAUGAAUGUCUAAAUUGCAUCACAAAGAUGGUGCCAGAGACUGAACCCGGAGGUCAGCAGUCAUAUCAUUACUUGUCUUUUGGCUGGUUAUGUGGUGGUAUUAUUGAGCAUGCAUCAAAGAAGAAGUUUCCGGAGAUCCUUGAAGAAGCAUUUAUUCAACCUCUUAACAUAAAUGGAGAGCUAUACAUUGGAAUUCCUCCAGGUGUGGAAUCUCGACUUGCCACUCUCACAUCUGAUGCGGAGGACAUCAAGAGACUCUCCGAGAUGGCCAAAAGCCGGCCAGAUAUUCCAGCCAGCUUCCAGUCCCAAAUGCAAGACCCAUCCGAGAUCGCAUCUGCUCUUCCUGCUUUAUUUAACACUCUUUUUGCACGGCGUGCCAUCAUACCUUCUGCUAAUGCACAUUGCUCAGCUCGUGCUCUUGCACGCUACUAUGCAGCUCUCGUGGAUCAAGGCGCCAUUCCACCACCACAUGCUUCUCCUGCCGAACCCAAACUGGGGAGCCACCAGCACAUCCCCAAAUUCUCAUCUCCAAAAUCCACCAAAAAACAAAAAGGUUCCAAGCACUCACGAAACAAUUCCAAAGAUGGUAGCUCCUUGAAAAAGGCCAGCGGAGCUAACUACACUAAGGUUCCCAGUGAAGAUGUUAGCAGCAGCAGCAUCUCUGUCGCUAUACGUGAAUAUGGCAACGACCAAACAACUGCUAAACUUUUUACCAACAGCAGAAUCCACGAUGCAUUCGUUGGAGCCGGGGAUUACGAGGAGUUGACACUUCCAGGUGGGCAGUUUGGUCUUGGUUUUAAGAGAUCUUACUCAGAGGAUGGUAAGCUGAUUGGCUUCGGGCAUUCUGGACUCGGUGGAUCGACAGGCUAUUGCGACAUUGACAACAGAUUCUCUAUUGGCGUAACGCUGAACAAGUUAAAUAUGGGAGGCGUGACAGCAAAAAUCAUGCAGUUAGUCUGCUCAGAACUCAAUAUACCACUGCCAUCAGAUUUUUACAGAUUUUCGGAGAGGAUAGCUGAUGAUGACUCAAAUAUAGCACCUUUGAUUAAUUGAUACAUGUGUUUUUGCUUAAAUAGGGAUGAAUACUGUCUAAAUUGUAGUUGCCUACUUACAUAUUUAAGCUACCCAAAGUAAUAUCGACACACACUAUAUUUUUUUGACCCUACUUAUAUAUUACUACUAAUUUUUGGCA